Messenger RNA from Penicillium macrosclerotiorum, 1431 nucleotides. RefSeq names its product putative MFS transporter. The record is from RefSeq and is a predicted model, not a curated record. The transcript is spliced from 3 exons. Gene Ontology annotation, molecular function: transmembrane transporter activity. Lineage: Eukaryota; Fungi; Ascomycota; Eurotiomycetes; Eurotiales; Aspergillaceae. Gene Ontology annotation, biological process: transmembrane transport. Bases 1 to 1431 code for a protein of 476 amino acids.
AUGGCGAACGAGACCAAGACUGGAGGAGAUGCGGCAGGGCAAGUCGUGUCGAGCCAAGAUGGCGAGCGCUCGAUCUUCUACCAGAUUUAUACGCAUUGCUGGUUCCAGAUCUUGCUGAUCAGCUUUAUCUGCUUCUGCUGUCCUGGUAUGUACAAUGCAUUGACCGGACUCGGAGGCUCGGGACAGGUCGACCAGACAGUCGCUGCCAAUGCGACUGUCGCUUUACUCGCUGCGACCGCCGGAACAGCCUUGUUUGUUGUCGGACCAAUCUUCGAUCGUGUCGGACCGCGAGUGUGUCUGUUGCUCGGCGGAUGGACUUAUCCUCUAUACUCCGGUAGCCUUUUGUGCUUCAACUCGACAAACAAUGGUGCAUUCGUCAUCGCAUCCGGCGCGAUUCUUGGUGUCGGUGCAUCGUUCUUAUGGGUUGCACAGGGAGCUAUCAUGACAACGUACGUGUCGGAGUCGCAAAAGGGACGAGCCAUCGCGGCAUUCUGGAUCAUAUUCAACCUGGGUGGAGGAGUGGGAUCCCUUGCUAGCUUCGGCCUGAACUACCACUCUACCAGCGGGACCGUUUCGAACGGAACCUACAUCGCCCUGCUCAUCAUCAUGGCCAUCGGGUGGCUCCUCGGAGUCUUCAUCUGCCCGCCCGCGACCGUACGAGUCUCUCAACUCCAGGCCACACCAGCUAGCCAGAAGAACUGGCGGCGGACGGCCAGCCUAGCCUUUCGCACCAUCACUGACUGGCGUGUUCUCUGCAUGCUCCCGCUAUUUUUCUCCGCCAACGUCUUCUACUCAUAUCAGCAAAAUGUGGUCAACGGCAUGACCUUCAACAUCCGCACGCGCUCGCUCAACGGUGCCUUGUACUGGAUUGCGCAGAUGUUGGGUGGCCUGGUUAUCGGCCUCAUCCUUGACUUGCCUGGCUUCACGCGGCCCAUGCGUGCGCGUAUCGCGUGGGUGUUCCUCUUCGUCACCGGCAUGGCCAUCUGGGGUGGCGGGUAUGCAUUCCAGAAGUGGUUCGAUCGCCGCAUAGCCCAGGGCUUGAAGCAGGAUAUCGACUAUACAGACGGCAGUCUCUCCGUGGGCCCUAUCUUUCUGUAUAUCUUCUACGGCGCAUACGAUGCCUUCUGGCAGUCCUUCUGCUAUUGGCUCAUGGGGGCUCGAUCCAACUCUCCAGCCGAGACCGCUAUCACAGUGGGGGCGUACAAGACCUUCCAGGCGACCGGUGGUGCGAUGGCCUGGCGCAUCAAUGCCUUGAAGAAACCGGCCAUGACACAGUUUGCGAUGGAUUGGGGUCUUUGUAUGGGCUCGCUGGUGAUUGCGAUCCCUACUGUUCUUGCGGUGACUCUGACUAGCGAGCCGAACCCUGAGCCGGUUGAGGGCCGGGAUUUCGCCAAUUCCGAGGAGAAGCCCCGCGUAGAAAUGAAGGCUUGA